Dovyalis caffra is the source of this 1317-nucleotide messenger RNA. Lineage: Eukaryota; Viridiplantae; Streptophyta; Magnoliopsida; Malpighiales; Salicaceae. The record is from the annotation of a GenBank genome assembly.
AUGUCGACUUCUAGAAGCGGCGGCGGCGGCGGCGGUGGUGGAAGCGGAAGCAGGACACGAGUCGGGAGAUACGAGCUCGGAAGGACUCUCGGAGAAGGAACUUUUGCCAAGGUGAAAUUCGCUAGGAACAUUGAGACGAAAGAGAAUGUUGCUAUUAAAAUUCUUGAUAAAGAGAAAGUUCUUAAACACAAGAUGAUCGGUCAGGCAAGUAAAGGGAGGUUGAAAGAGGAUGAAGCGAGAAAGUAUUUUCAGCAACUUAUAAACGCUGUCGAUUACUGCCAUAGCAGAGGUGUAUGCCAUAGAGAUCUAAAGCCUGAGAAUCUGCUACUGGAUGCUAAUGGGGUUCUUAAAGUUUCGGAUUUUGGAUUGAGUGCACUACCUCAGCAAGUUAGAGAAGAUGGGCUACUUCACACAACGUGUGGAACACCGAAUUAUGUUGCUCCAGAGGUGAUCAACAAUAAAGGCUAUGAUGGCGCCAAGGCAGAUUUGUGGUCAUGUGGUGUGAUUCUUUUCGUCUUGAUGGCUGGGUACUUGCCUUUUGAAGAAGCCAACCUUAUGGCACUAUACAAAAAGAUAUUCAAGGCUGACUUUGCAUGUCCUCCAUGGUUCUCCUCAAGUGCUAAGAAACUAAUCAAAAGAAUUCUGGACCCUAAUCCCUCGACACGUAUUACCAUUGCCGAGCUUAUUGAAAAUGAAUGGUUUAAGAAAGGAUACAAGCCACCUACUUUUGAACAAGCUAAUGUUAGUCUCGAUGACGUGGACUCUAUCUUCAAUGAAUCAGUGGAUUCUCGGAACCUUGUUGUGGAGAGGCGAGAAGAUGGGUUUAUAGGGCCUAUGGCUCCUGUGACCAUGAAUGCAUUUGAACUAAUCUCUACCUCUCAGGGUCUUAACCUUAGUAGUCUCUUUGAGAAACAAAUGGGGCUUGUUAAACGGGAAUCGAGAUUCACAUCCAAACAUUCUGCUAAUGAGAUAAUCUCAAAAAUUGAAGCAGCAGCAGCGCCUUUGGGUUUUGAUGUAAAAAAAAUAACUUUAAGUGGACUACUGAUUUUUAUGUUCUUGAGGAAACAGGAUAUGAAGCUUCAAGGGGAUAAGGAUGGACGGAAGGGUCGUUUAUCCGUUGCAACAGAGAUCUUUGAAGUGGCCCCUUCUCUUUAUAUGGUUGAGGUUCGCAAGUCUGGUGGAGAUACCCUGGAAUUUCACAAGUUUUAUCAGCACCUCUCAACUGGACUAAAAGACAUCGUAUGGAAAACAAUUGAUGAAGAAAAGGAAGAAGAAGAGGCAGCGACAAAUGGUGUUGCUCAGGUUACUGCGCAAUAA